Molecule: messenger RNA, 2736 nt
Organism: Caenorhabditis briggsae
Lineage: Eukaryota; Metazoa; Nematoda; Chromadorea; Rhabditida; Rhabditidae
Exons: 11
Coding region: 1-2736 (911 amino acids)
Biological process (GO): proteolysis
Molecular function (GO): metalloexopeptidase activity
Source: RefSeq, a predicted model, not a curated record
AUGUCCACUGGAAUACGUCGUCGACAUGAGCAGAAGCAGAAUCUUUUGGAAAAGAAAGAAAACAGAGAAAACCGAGAAAUAGAUGGAGAUUUAGAGAAAGAUGCUAGCUUGCUAAGGCCACUUCACUGGAAAAUUAUUGCUGUCUACUACCUAUUGCUCAUAUUUGGAGCUUCUUUUUUGCACAAAUGUUUGCCAGAACCCAAGGAUCCGAAUCAAGAAGAAACUCAAUUUUCCGAAAAGCGAGCAGUUGGGAUCCUCCAAGAGUUAUCAGAUUAUGGAUGGAAACCUGCAGGAAGUUACAACUGUGAAGAGCUGACAAGAAAUCGAAUUCUUAAAGAAUUGAACGAUAUAAGAAAGGCAAAUGAAAAUGUGAAUGGAUUGAGAUUCGAUGUGGAUACACAAUAUGUGUCUGGAUGCUUUGACAUUCCCGCUCAUGACACAGAAGGAAUGAAUAUAUGUUAUAGAAAUGUGUCGAAUGUUGUGGCAAGACUGGGAACAGGAGACAAAAAAGAUCAAAUUUCAGUAUUACUGAAUUGUCAUUAUGACAGCUGGCCAACGAGUAAUGCUGGAAGUGAUGAUUUAUCUUCUUGCGCUCUGAUGCUCGAGCUUAUUCGUUUGUAUUCGGAAAACCCACAUCUUCUGAACCAUGACGUCAUCUUUCUCUUCAACGGAGCCGAAGAAUCAUCUCUUCUGGCUGCUCAUGGAUUCAUUACUCAGCAUUCUUGGAGACACGAAAUCCGGGCGUUUAUUAACCUAGAAGCUAGUGGAUCUGGAGGCCGUGAACUUCUUUUUCAGGCGGGACCAGCGAAUCAAUGGCUUCUGAAUUCCUACUUAGAAGCUGCUGUUCAUCCACAUUGCAGUGUCAUAGGACAGGAGGUGUUCCAAUCCGGAGUCUAUCCAGGAGACACCGAUUUUCGAAUCUUCAGAGAUCACGGAAGGGUUCCAGGUCUUGAUUUGGCCUUUGUACAGAAUGGAUAUUGGUGGCACACUGAGUUUGAUACAGCUGAAAGGAUCACAAAAGGAUCUCUGCAGAGAGCAGGAGAAAACGUUUAUUCAACACUCAAUCAUCUUUUGAAUAGUCCAUAUUUGGAGAAUCCAGCAGAGUACGCUGAUAGGAAAACUGUUUUCUUUGACUUUUUGGGACUGUUCGUUGUGAUCUACCCACUGUCAUUUGCCCACUUCAUCAAUCUGACUGCAAUUUUGGUCAUCUUCGGAUUAGUUUCCCACCGAUUCUACACAAAAUCUUUCCUAACAUUUUUGGCCCUUCGAGACUACAUUCUCACUGUCUUGACUAUUGCACUUGUUCUGAAAGCCAUGACUUUCAUGUCUCUCUUCACGUAUGGAGCUUUGAGAUGGUACACAAGACACUGGCUUGCUCUGGUUGCAUAUGGAUUGCCUAGUGUAUGGGCUGGUCUAUCUGUACAAGGACUUUUAUGUGCAAGAUUGGAUCCGAAGAUUCGAGGAGACUAUGGAUCAGCGUUGGAUUUGAUUCAUCUUACUGUAGUAUCUGGAAUCCUUCUGAUUUUCACCUAUUACGAUAUUGCAAGUGGAUUCUUGUUCGCUCUGCUUCUGAUCCCAGUUGUGAAAUCAUUGGCAUCUUAUUUUGGAGCUUUUCCUAGUGAGUUUUUUUUCAAUUAUUUAGGACCUCUCAUAAUUCAAAACCUUUCAGCUUGCCCCCACCUCAAUACCCUGCUAACUCUAUUGGUAUCUCUCCCAGGAUGUGCCAUGGCAAUUUAUACCACUGAAAUGCUCCUUUCCAUUUUCAUUCCAAUUAUGGGAAGAAGCUCGUAUAAUCCGGAACCAGUAGUAUCCUUUUUUGUGGCUUUCUCAGCUUCUUGCAUUGUUUUGUCACUGGGAGGCUUGGUUGCCAAAAGUCAGAAUUCCCGCCCGAGAAACGAGGCAGGUCUCUUGGAAAUCAUCUACAACCUUCUAGGAGUCGUACUAGUUACCUUGACAAUUCUCUACGUGUUUGCUAGCUUCUGGCCAUCUCCAUAUCGAUUCGACGAAAAGUACCCAACUGCCAAGAGAACCCAAUUCUUCCAUGUAAACCAAAUGUUCUACGAUCGAAACAACCAGCUCACUGUUAACGAAACGCGAUUCUAUGCGAUUUCUCGUGAUUACCGAGGAGCCGAGGAUAUUCCAUUCGUGAAGAGUGAUCCAGAAUAUACUGGAUUACAGUGCCAUCAUGAGAACAAUCCAUGGUGUGAAGUACCGUUUUUGUUCCCUACGAAGGGGCGAUUAAACGAUAGAAAUAUCAGAGUUAGAACUGUGGAUGAGCGUUUGAAUUUUAAACACCCUGUAAAGAUUUUGGGAAUCUCCAAGAAACAUGGUGUUGAAUCGGAUGGAAAAGGGAAUAUCGAAUACAGUUUUUCAGUCAUUGGAACCGGCCAAAUUUCUGUCUACAUCAUCCCUGAUUCUACAUGGGUAAUUACCAAUACUUCCGUUACUGUUCCAAAUGAACCACAAGAGAAUAUGUUCCUUUAUUUCACAUGCUCAACACCCAAUAAUAUCUGUGAAUGGAUGUUCAAAAUAACCAUCAAGAAAACCACUCAAACUCCAUCCGAUGAAAAACCUCUCCUAGUUGGAAUCUCUAGUCAUCAUCUGCACGGACCCGAAAUGCAAUCACAGUCCAUCAAAAAUAUGAUCUCGAAAAUCAAAGAAAACCGAAUCCACAGUCCAGAAUGGACAGUCACGGCCAGUGCAUGGAAUGUGGAUCAAGUCUACAAAUACUUUUAG